Saccostrea cuccullata (small rock oyster) is the source of this 3470-nucleotide messenger RNA. Its product is annotated as paraneoplastic antigen Ma3 homolog. The transcript has a single exon. The record is from RefSeq and is a predicted model, not a curated record. Bases 469 to 1779 code for a protein of 436 amino acids. NCBI's taxonomy places the organism in Eukaryota, Metazoa, Mollusca, Bivalvia, Ostreida, Ostreidae.
UUUCUAACCAGCAUGCAACCAUUGCACUAAUCAAUCUAAUUUCUUUCAGUCCAGUUGAUCAGUAGACAGACCUACGGAGCAGAGAGUUAUUGUGUGUGUGUCUGUAUGUAUUGUGAGUGUGUUAGUGAUUUUGAAUUUUAGGAAUUUCAUCAGAUGUCUGAGAUGAUUAUGUACAGAAUUAUUUAAACUGGGUAUCAUAAGUUGAAUUAAUCCAUCUUUAAAGUAUUCAACAGAAAACAUAUUACCAGGUAACUUACUAAAGAGUUGAAUAAGAGAUAUUACAUCAGUUGCUGUGGUUGUAUGUUGAAGGUGUAUUGAUCUGUUGUUGUGUUGAGGUGCUCAGUUAAACAGUUGUAUACUCAGUUGUUGAGUUGUAGUUGUGAAUAUUUAUUUUAUAUCAGUUCAGUGUACAGUAGUGUUCAGUUGGUGUAAGUAUUUGUUGUGAAGUGACAGAAGUUGUUAGUAGAAAUGUCUGAUCAAGAUAAACAAAAGGGUAGUGAGGAUGUGUCCUCAGCAGAGGAAAAGAAACUUGAUUUUGCUGGUGUUGCAACCAGUACCCCCAAAACCACAAAAGAUGGUAAAGAUGGUAAAACCACAAAAGAUGGUAACCCUUCAAAAACCACAAAAGAUGGUAAAACCACAAAAGAUGGUGACCCUAUUAAAACAUCAAAAGUCAGUGACCCUAUAAAAUCAGAGGUAUCUGUACCUUCAGAACAGAGUGCAAAACCAAAGGUAUCUGUACCUGAUUACAAUGCACCGGCUUUGCAUCAGGGACAGAAACACAAUCCCUUUGCAAAGUUGGCAUGUAAUUUUGGUGACACUAGUAAUAGCAGUAGCAAACUUCAAAAUACCUUUUAUGACAAGGAUGGUAAUAGCAUUAAUCAGGUGUAUGAAUUUAAUACAAACAUCCCAAGAAUCCCACAAUUCUCAGGGGAUGACCCUCCUCAAAAGGGGGAUGUUUCGUACAAAGAAUGGAGAUUCGAGGUACAGUGCCUGAUGCGUGACCCUGAUGUUAAAUCAAAUAUUCUGAUACAAAGUAUUAGACGGUCAUUAAGGGGUACAGCAAAAACAAUGUUGAUUCCGUUAGGUGAGAAAGCAGGCGUUAAGCAAAUUUUAGAUAAACUUGACAUUUUGUUUGGUGAAAUUUCCAACAAUGGCAUGAUUAUGCAAGAAUUUUUCAAUGCUUUUCAACUACCGGGUGAGUGUGUUACAUCAUUUGGUUGUAGAUUGGAGACUAUGCUACAAAAUGCUAUUGAUAGUGGUUAUCUUGAUCGUGCAUCUAAGAAUGACUUGUUAAGACAUAAGUUUUGGACUUCAUUAAGUUCAGAGAAGCUUAAGGCUCAAACGAGACAUAAAUAUGAUGACAUCAAGAAUUAUGACAGGUUGUUGUUAGAGAUUAGAAGGGUAGAAAAAGAAAUCUUGAUAAGUUCUAGCACUUCAGAGAAAAAGCCUGUUCAUCAGCAUGGAAUGUCAGUAUCUGAAGACUUAGAGGAGAAGUUAAUGGAGAAGAUGAGGAACAUGGAGACAAAAUUAGAAGGUAAGAUAAAUGACAAGUUCAACCAGAUACUAGAGAAAUUGGAUGGUAGAACCAGUAAUGUAUCAGGUGGAGCUAAUGAAAACAGAGGUAGAGGUGGUUACUACAGAGGACGUGGAGUUUGGAGAGGCAACUCUAAUCAGUAUAGAGGUAAUUCCAAUGACAGAAGGUUGAAUGCUGGUCGAGGUCAAGGUCAGAGACGAGGUCAAGGAGGAAGUACAGGUAAUUAUAACCCAAACGCCUAGAGGUCUCUGAUGAAGGCCGACCGGGGACCAGGAUUUCAUGUGAAGGCCAGCAAUUAAAAUGCAAAAUGAUUGGUGAGUCAAAUGAGACUAUUGUUUUUAUGAAUGAUAAUUCUUUUACAGGUCUUGUUGACAGUGGAUCAAUGGUAACAACAUUGUCAUUUUCAGGUUACAAUUCCAUGAAAAAUCAACCAGAGUUAAAGGAUUUAUCUAACUUAGGGUUAGAGGUGUCUGUCGCAGAUGGUUCUCUAUUGAAAUACAAGGGAUAUAUAGAGUGUACUGUAAAAAUUCCAUUUAUGGAUGUAGAGUUAUUUGUCCCUGUUUUAAUUGUACCAGACACUGAUUUCAAUAGAACAUGUUCUGUGAUCAUUGGAACUAAUGUGUUGAGAAUUUGUAGAGAUUUGUUGGGUGAAGAUUCCAAUGAAAUGAAAAUAGCUCCAAAGGAAUGGAGAGUAGCAUUAAAGAGUAUGAAGGGUAAGUGUUACCAUGUCAAAUCAGUGUGUAAGAAACCUAUUACGGUACAACCUAAUGAAUCUACUGUAGUUAAGGGUCGAGUUAAAGGUUUACCGGGUAACAACAUGACAAUGGUUUCUGAAAACUGUGAUAAUAUUGACAGGUUUACAGUUUGUCCAAGGGUAGUUAAGUUUUCUACACCUACUACAAAGUCUACAGUGCAAAUCAAGAUUUGUAAUAUAUCUGCUAAACCCAUUUCAAUUAGGCAUGGCACUGUACUUUGCAAUCUCCAAGAGGUAAAGGUUGUAGAUAAUUUUCCUGCAUUAAAACCCAAAUCUGAGGUGUGUGACCCUAUUGAACUUGGAGUUAAGGUUGACUCAAGUGUACUUACUGAAGAUCAGUUCAAUACUGUGAGAAAUAUUCUAAAACAGUACAGUCACAUAUUUUCCACAGGUCCAUUAGAUCUUGGUAGAACUGAUUUAGUCAAACAUUCAAUUGAAUUAGAGGACACAAAACCGUUUAAACAACCGUAUCGCAGAAUUCCUCCGGGUAUGUAUGAGGAAGUCCGUCAACACGUGCGUGAGAUGUUAGACGCCGGAGUCAUUCGCGAAUCUAAUAGCAAUUAUUCCUCAAACGUGGUACUGUGUCGGAAAACGGACGGAUCAUUGCGGUUUUGUCUUGACAUGAGAAUGCUAAACUCAAAAACGCGCAAGGAUUGCUAUAUGCUUCCUCGGUUUGAUGACGUCAUAGAUACCCUGUAUGGAGCCAAGUUUUUCAGCAAACUCGACCUACGAUCAGGCUAUUGGCAGGUAGAAAUUGAGGAGAAAGAUCGGCACAAAACAGCAUUUUCGGUAGGUAAUCUAGGUUUCUAUGAGUGCAACAGAAUGAGCUUUGGAUUAACAAAUGCUCCUGCAACUUUCCAAAGAUUGAUGGAGAAGUGCAUGGGAGAUAUGCAUUUGAAAGAAUGUUUAAUCUUUUUGGAUGAUGUGCUCAUAUUUUCAAAAACAUUCGAAGAACAUUGUGUUAGACUUAAAAAUGUGUUUACAAAAUUAGCUCAACAUGGAUUAAAAUUAAAGCCAUCAAAAUGUGAAUUAUUCAAAACUUCUGUUACUUAUUUGGGACAUGUAAUUUCAGAAAGUGGUAUCCAAACAGACCCAGAGAAAUUAUCCGCUGUUCGUGAUUGGCCGACACCUUCCAACAUUAAACAACUCCGCCAAUUCCUAGGAUUUGUGGGAUACUAU